This is a messenger RNA of Cuculus canorus (common cuckoo), 3383 nucleotides long. It is a transcript of the gene HGFAC, whose product is annotated as HGF activator. The coding region runs from base 147 to 1898 and encodes 583 amino acids. Gene Ontology annotation, cellular component: extracellular region; rough endoplasmic reticulum. Gene Ontology annotation, molecular function: serine-type endopeptidase activity. Gene Ontology annotation, biological process: blood coagulation; zymogen activation. The record is from RefSeq and is a predicted model, not a curated record. The transcript is spliced from 14 exons. Lineage: Eukaryota; Metazoa; Chordata; Aves; Cuculiformes; Cuculidae.
CUGCUUACUUAGAAAACUAAAAUACCCUCAAGUCAAGUAAACCACUGUUCCCUGUGAAAGCUUGUUGCUGAUUCACCCCCCUACUUCAAGACCAGCCCUGGAAGUUUCCCUCUGCCAGACAAAACCUUCAUGAGAGGACAGAAAAGAUGAAAGUCUGUGCUUCUUUUGCUGUUGUCUUGGCUCUGACUCUGAGCAGUGACUGUACAAGGAUGCACUACAAAUCUGGGGCAGGAAGAGGCUCAAAACAUGAGUUCACUCGCCCACAAGUGUUUACAGAGGAUGGAAAUUUAUGCAAAUUUCCUUUCCGGUACGGUGGAAGAUUUUAUCACUCGUGUUUAUCAAAUCUAUUUUCCAGAAAGAAAUGGUGUUCAACAACACAUAACUACGACCGGGACAGGAAAUGGGGACACUGUGCUUUACUGCCCAAAGACUACUCGGAUCACUGCACAAGCGACCCUUGCCAGAAUGGAGGGACCUGUUCUCUCGCUCAUGGCCAUAAGAUGUACCAUUGUACCUGUCCUGAGGAAUUCACAGGCGAGGACUGUGGGAUGAAGAAAUGUUUUGACAACAGUCUCUACGAGUUCUUUGAUGUGGGCAUGAGCUGGUCAAGAGUCCAACAAGGAGCUGUGGAGCAGUGUGUGUGUGUCAACGGCCAGAUCGAGUGCGAGAGUGUUGAACACAGAAGUUGCUUUCACGAUCCUUGCAUGAAUGGUGGAGAGUGUAAAAUGGUUACUUACAGUGGGAAAAUAGUAUGUGAUUGCAAAGGAAAUUAUGCAGGAAAAUAUUGCAAUAUUGUUCCUAGCCAUCGGUGUUAUGUUGGCAAUGGCACGGAAUACAGAGGUACAGCAAAGACAACCAUUUCUGGACACAGCUGCUUGCCUUGGAAUUCAGACUUGCUUUACCAAGAACUUCAUGUUGACAGUGUGGAGAAAGCGAUACAGCUUGGCUUGGGACCAUUCUCUUACUGCAGAAAUCCAGAUGAUGAUGAUAAGCCAUGGUGUUACAUCAUGAAGGACAACAGUUUGUCUUGGGAGUAUUGUGACCUUCCAUCUUGUGCAAGCAGGGAAAGGAGGCCACCAGUUCCAGACAAUGAAGAUAAUUUUGCAGUUACCAGAAGACCAUGUGGGAGAAGACACAAAAAAAGAAGCUUUGUGAGACCUAGGAUUGUUGGGGGAUCUUCAUCUCUGCCUGGAUCUCAUCCCUGGACAGUAGCUAUCUAUAUUGGAGAGACUUUCUGCGGUGGAAGCCUUAUUCAGACUUGCUGGGUUGUGUCAGCAGCACACUGCUUUGCUAACAGUCCACUAAAAUCAACUAUUAAGGUAGUUCUGGGACAGCAUAUAUUUAAUAAAACAACUGAAGUAACACAAACAUUUGAAAUAGAGAAAUACAUCUUGCAUCCUCAGUAUUCUGUGUUCAACCCUACUGAACAUGAUAUUGCUUUGGUUAAGUUGAAGAAGAAUGGCCAGCGUUGUGCCACCAAGUCCCAGUUUGUUCAGCCCAUCUGCUUGCCAGAAAGUAGCACUGUUUUCCCCGAUCAGUUCAAAUGUCAGAUUUCUGGAUGGGGACACAGGCAUGAGAAUAUAACUGGUUAUGCAAAUGUGCUACAAGAAACACUGAUUCCAAUUAUCCCUGAGGAGAAGUGUAGAAGCCCUGAAAUUUAUGGAACUGAAAUCACUGAAAAUAUGUUCUGUGCUGGCUACUUCGACAGCAAAUCUGAUGCUUGUCAGGGAGACUCUGGUGGACCUCUGGCCUGUGAGAAAAAUGAAAUCUCUUACCUCUAUGGAGUUAUCAGCUGGGGAGAUGGCUGUGGCAGAGUCAACAAACCUGGAGUAUAUACAAGAGUGACGAACUAUGUAAACUGGAUUAAUGAAAAAAUAGCCCCCAGAAAAAACAGCUGAACAGUUAAAUAUGCUAACAUUCAAUGCAGGGUUAAGAAGUCUUUUGGUUUCAUUAAAGUGGCAUAAUUCUUUUAUUAUAAGCUAGUAUAAAAACUGUCACAGUAAUUCUUAGCAAUUCCAAACCAGGCCAACAAAAGUAGGCCUGCUCCAUCUGAUGUCAGCAUCCUUGAUCUAGAAUUUUAGGGCUCUGGAUUGCUCAGUAUAUGAGACUGUGUUUAUUUAACUUAAUAAAACAAACAUGUCGAGACAGUGCACCAAAAUCUACAACUGUUUGUAGAUUGGAUCACAUAAAAAGUGAUUUGAAUGUGUUUGUGUAGUUUCUGGUGGAGCUGUCUUUCCCUAAACCAAUCUAUAAUAACAUAGUCUUUGUAUUCUCAGAUGAGAUAAAAAAAGAAAUGGCAGGAGCACCAAAGGUUACAUUCCCUUCCUCCCAGAAGUGAUCUCUUGAGGUUGAGGCCAAAGGACAACAAUAGAGCAACACAGGUGAAAGUGUUCCUCAGCCAGCUGCAACAAACCAGUUCUGGGGGAAAAAAGAAGGUUUAGGUUUUGAUUCAACCAACUAUGUAAGCAUAUUUUUAUGUUCCACUGACAUAAAUCCAGGACCUCUGAUGAAUCUUGUGUGCAAUUUUCCAGCAAGGUUAAUGCAACACCUCCUGGGAGCACAAAGUUUCUUGUUGAGAAAUGGAAGUCGGAGCACCUGAUUUCAGGCUGAUAGAGUUCGGACCUGUUGUAGACUGUGAGCUGCUCCUCAGCCUGGAGACAGGAGUGGAAAUACUUCACCUUGGUGAUUAAUGCCUAAAUGUUUCUGAAAUUUGACAGUGUUUCGGAGAUGUCUUAGAUUUCAUACUAACAAGUUGUCCAACUGUUUAUAUAAUUCAGAAAGGAGGUUUCUCUUCACAGGUUUCUAAACUGAAUGGCUGGGGGAGCAGCUUGACAUUUUUCUUGGGGAUUUGGUGAUAACAUAAACGACAGGCUUUGCUGUCAUGGUCUAUGGAAUUGUUAUGGGAACAAUCAAAGAAAUUAUUACUAUAUAUAGCUGUUUAGAGGCUGUGGACUCAGCUAUGUGAGCAAAAAAGGCUGAAAAUUAUUCAACAAAAAAUAUAGUCUGGUAAAGAAGAAUAGAAAAUUAUGAAUUUCUUUUUUAGUACAUGGAACUUUUAGCCAAGUCAGAUGUGUACAUUUGAAAGUGUUGAUGCGAAAUAUAUUUCUUCUCUGAAGGUUUUUGAAUUCUCUUCAGUGUUUCAAGCAAAGCUAUACAUUGAGAUAGAGAAUUUUAAAGAGGUGCCUGGAUACUCAGUCUGUGUUUUGUUUUAUAGUACUGGCAGUCUUUUCACAGGUUUCUUUGUUGUGGUGAAUUAUUUUGACAGUUAAAAGGAACUUUGUAAGGAAAAAUAACCAAAACCUGAAUUUGUGUCAGUAAAACUAGAUAACAAUGCUAAUCUAGAUAAAUUAUGUAAAAUGUUUAAUAAAAGUAUUUACCCUCUG